CUUCUCUACUUUUAGGCUAGAACGUUUACCCUAACGUCGGUCACGACCUUUUUUAACAUUCCUUUUUUUUAACACCACGGACCAACCCAAGGCCAGUAUUGGCAGAAACCAAGCAAGGAUGUCGCCCUCCGUCAAUGAGAAGACCCAAGUGGAUGAGGGCCAAGGAGGCGAGCACCCGGCCGUGACUCUGUUCCGCGACUACCUCCGCAUCAAGUCCGUUCACCCGGAGCCCGACUACAACGGUUGUCUGGCCCUGCUCAAGGCCCAAGCCGACAAGAUCGGCCUGGCCUAUCAUGUGGUGGAGGUGGUCCAGACUAAGCCAGCCCUGAUCAUGUCGUGGCCCGGCAGCCAGCCCGAGCUCCCGGCCAUCUUGCUCAAUUCCCACACGGACGUGGUGCCGGUCUAUCCCGAAUUCUGGAAGCACGACCCUUUCGAGGCCGUCAAAGAGGCCAAUGGCGAUAUCUACGCCCGAGGCACGCAGGACAUGAAAUCCGUGGGCAUCCAGCAUCUGGAGGCCAUCCGGCGGCUCAAGGAACGUGGGAUCCAGCUCAAACGCACCGUGCACUUAUGUUUUAUUGCCGAUGAAGAGGUGGGCGGCCAUGAUGGCAUGGCCAAGUACGUGUUGACCUCGGAGUUCAAGAAGCUCAACAUCGGCAUGGCUUUGGACGAGGGUCUGGCCUCACCCGACGAGUCCAUUCCCCUGUAUUUUGGCGAGCGGAAUGUGUUUUGGGUCAAGUUCCAUUGCUCGGGUAAUCCGGGUCACGCAUCCCGCUUCAUUGAAAACACGGCGGCUGAGAAAGUCCAGUAUAUGGUGAAUAAACUGUUGGGAUACCGCGAGAAGCAGAAGCAGCUCUUCCUUGCCGAUCCGGAGCAGCAUUUGGGCGAUGUGACCACCAUCAAUCUAACAUUCAUGUCGGGGGGCGUGCAAAUGAAUGUGGUGCCCAACGAGUUGUGCGUGGGAUUCGAUAUGCGGAUCACCCCCACCACCAAUAUUGUCGAGUUCCAAAAAAUGCUGGAAUCAUGGACUGAAGAGGCUGGAGGUGGAAUUCGGAUGGAGUUGGUGCAAAAGUUUACGGAUCAAACAAUGACUUCGGUGUCCGCCGAUGAUCCGUGGUAUCAGGCAUUUACUCGAGGGGUACAAGCUCACGGCUUGAAAAUUUCGCCCCAGAUCUUUCCGGCGGCCACAGAUAGCCGGUAUUUGCGGGAAGUGGGCAUCCCGGCGCUAGGAUUUUCACCCAUGAACCAUACGCCCGUUCUACUCCACGAUCACAAUGAGUUUCUGAACGAAAAGAUCUUCCUAAAAGGCAUCGACAUUUUUGAAGACAUCAUUCGGGAAAUCGCUUCGGUUUAAAUAACCCGAACACUAUCCUUUGAUCGUGCGCCUGGAACAUUUAUGAAGACGAAAUAUGCACAGAAAAUGGCAAUGUGUCAGGAAGGGAGCACGUAAAUUGGAAAGUGAAUAAAAGAAAUGACAAAAAAGUA
Molecule: messenger RNA, 1482 nt
Organism: Tigriopus californicus
Lineage: Eukaryota; Metazoa; Arthropoda; Copepoda; Harpacticoida; Harpacticidae
Product: aminoacylase-1-like
Exons: 4
Coding region: 119-1351 (410 amino acids)
Biological process (GO): amino acid metabolic process
Cellular component (GO): cytoplasm
Molecular function (GO): aminoacylase activity
Source: RefSeq, a predicted model, not a curated record